GGAGGAAUCUGAGUCCCCACAGGAGACUUGGUGGGAUCGAAGCCUGGUAGCUGGUUAAGGCCAGCACCCAGCCCAGGGCUGUCAUCCGGGAACGCUUGAUGAGUCAGAGGAGAACACCCAGGGAGCCCAGAUCUCAGAAUACUGGCUCUUCCUCCAUCUUACCUGCUCAGCGCAUGGCAGUCCCAGCAUGUUCCUGGAAAAAGCACAUACGUGAUCAUCUCAAGGGCUAGUGGACUGAUACCCCUGCAGACCCAGCUUCAGAACCCCAGGUUUAAAGGAACCCUGAAGUGAGCCCUUUGCAUCCUGAUGUCCUAUGACCAUGUAGAACUUACGUUCAGUGACAUGAGGAAUGUGCCAGAGGCCUUCAAAGGGACCAAGAAAGGCACCAUCUACCUUACCCCGUACCGAGUCAUCUUUCUGUCCAAGGGGAAGGAUGCCAUGCAGUCCUUCAUGAUGCCGUUUUACCUGAUGAAGGACUGUGAGAUCAAGCAGCCUGUGUUUGGAGCAAACUACAUCAAGGGAACAGUGAAGGCUGAAGCAGGAGGUGGCUGGGAAGGCUCUGCGUCGUACAAGUUGACCUUUAUGGCAGGGGGCGCCAUCGAAUUUGGACAGCGGAUGCUACAGGUGGCAUCUCAAGCCUCCCGAGGUGAAGCCCCCAACGGAGCCUAUGGUUACUCUUACAUGCCCAGCGGGGCCUAUGUCUUCCCCCCACCAGUCGCCAAUGGAAUGUACCCCUGCCCUCCUGGCUACCCCUGCCCACUGCCCCCAGCUGAGUUCUAUCCGGGACCUCCCAUGAUGGACGGGGCCAUGGGGUACAUGCAGCCCCCGCCGCCGCCCUACCCUGGGCCCAUGGAGCCUCCAGUCAGCGGCCCUGAUGUCCCCUCCACUCCUGCAGCUGAAGCCAAGGCCGCGGAAGCAGCCGCCAGCGCCUAUUACAACCCAGGCAACCCACACAAUGUCUACAUGCCCACGAGCCAGCCUCCGCCACCUCCUUACUACCCCCCAGAAGAUAAGAAGACCCAGUAGACCGCUCACACCCGCUCCUCCCCCCUCUCUUUGCUCUUUCCUCCCCUCCCCUCGGGGCUGAGUCUGGGGUCGGGGGCGGGCCUCGUCCUUUCUCCAGGUCUGAUUAUAAAGCAGUCGCCAGGAACUAGCCUUGAGGGGUGCGGGGAGCGGUGCCUCCCAGCUUCCCACGGGAGCCCAGGGCCCACAGCGCUUCCCUCGCACCAUCCCCGGGGGGCGUCCCCCUCUUCCUGUCCUGCUCUCGUAGCUUCUACCCACGGAGGGACUCUCUGGCCACCUCCUCCGCCACAGUCCAGCUCUCUCGUUUUGUAGCCCCUUUAUCCUCACGAGCUUUGCCCUCCCCAGGGACCCCUGCCAGGCCCUACUCACAUUCCAUCCACUCUGGUCUGUGCCUGGCCGUGGAAGGCCACCUGUCUGCCCGACUGUCAGCCUGCAUUCCGUUCCCAGCCAGCCUCAGCCCCGGGCAUGCUUGCCUUCCCUUCCCUGUCCUGGGUCAUCCUGUUGCCACUGCUUUUGACUUUCCGAGCAUUCCCACGAGCCACCAGGGGGUGGUGGCAUCAGGGCCAGGCUGCUGCAGCCGGGGAGGGAGCCCCUCUGCUUCCCUGCUAGUUUUUCUGGAAUUUGUUUCCCUUUGCCUUCUCUCUUUUCCCUCUAGAAGGGGCUUCUUGGACUGGAACUGGAGAAUGCAUGUCCGCUUGGGGGCUGCCGGGAGGGCUGGGAACAGAGCCCUGGGGCCCGGCCUGGCCGCCGACCGUGACCUCUUGCCAGCCCCUUAGCCUGCCCUCUUCCCGUUAAGCUUCCUGCCUGGUUGGUGAUAUGCCCCCUGGGUGCACUAACAUU
This is a messenger RNA of Physeter macrocephalus (sperm whale), 1863 nucleotides long. It is a transcript of the gene WBP2, whose product is annotated as WW domain binding protein 2. The transcript has 9 exons. Gene Ontology annotation, molecular function: transcription coactivator activity; chromatin DNA binding. Bases 307 to 1026 code for a protein of 239 amino acids. NCBI's taxonomy places the organism in Eukaryota, Metazoa, Chordata, Mammalia, Artiodactyla, Physeteridae. The record is from RefSeq and is a predicted model, not a curated record. Gene Ontology annotation, cellular component: nucleus. Gene Ontology annotation, biological process: positive regulation of DNA-templated transcription.